Messenger RNA from Struthio camelus australis, 1970 nucleotides. It is a transcript of the gene RNF19B, whose product is annotated as ring finger protein 19B. NCBI's taxonomy places the organism in Eukaryota, Metazoa, Chordata, Aves, Struthioniformes, Struthionidae. Gene Ontology annotation, cellular component: ubiquitin ligase complex; cytolytic granule; cytoplasm. Gene Ontology annotation, molecular function: zinc ion binding; ubiquitin conjugating enzyme binding; ubiquitin protein ligase activity. Gene Ontology annotation, biological process: positive regulation of proteasomal ubiquitin-dependent protein catabolic process; protein polyubiquitination; ubiquitin-dependent protein catabolic process. The record is from RefSeq and is a predicted model, not a curated record.
CCCUCACCCCCGCCGCCAUCCGCCGCCUGCUCCGCGACUCCCCGCACCUCGUCGCCAAGUACGAGGAGUUCAUGCUUCGCCGCUGCCUCGCCGCCGACCCCGACUGCCGCUGGUGCCCGGCCCCCGACUGCGGUUAUGCAGUUAUCGCCUAUGGUUGUGCCAGCUGCCCCAAGCUGACCUGCGAGAGGGACGGUUGCCAGACAGAGUUCUGCUAUCACUGCAAACAGAUAUGGCAUCCCAACCAAACCUGCGAUAUGGCCCGCCAGCAAAGGGCACAGACACUCCGAGUACGGACCAAGCACACAUCAGGCCUCAGUUACGGACAGGAAUCUGGGCCGGAUGACAUCAAACCAUGUCCGCGUUGCAGUGCUUAUAUCAUCAAGAUGAACGAUGGGAGCUGUAACCACAUGACCUGUGCAGUGUGUGGCUGUGAGUUCUGCUGGCUGUGUAUGAAGGAGAUCUCCGAUCUGCAUUACCUCAGCCCCUCUGGCUGUACGUUCUGGGGCAAAAAGCCAUGGAGCCGUAAAAAGAAGAUUCUCUGGCAGCUGGGCACACUGAUUGGGGCUCCUGUAGGCGUCAUUGGCAUCCCUGUGUAUGUCGGGAGAAAGAUCCACAGUAGGUACGAGGGAAAGAAAACGUCUAAGCACAAGAGGAACUUGGCCAUUACCGGUGGGGUCACCUUGUCUGUCAUUGCCUCCCCAGUCAUUGCUGCUGUCAGCGUUGGUAUUGGAGUCCCCAUCAUGCUGGCUUACGUCUAUGGUGUUGUGCCGAUCUCCCUCUGUCGAGGCGGUGGCUGCGGAGUUAGCACGGCCAAUGGAAAGGGUGUGAAAAUAGAGUUUGAUGAAGAUGAUGGACCAAUCACAGUGGCUGAUGCCUGGCGAGCCCUGAAGAACCCCAGCAUUGGUGAAAGCAGCAUUGAGGGGCUGACCAGUGUGCUGAGCACCAGCGGGAGCCCCACCGACGGGCUCAGCGUGAUGCAGGGCAACUACAGCGAGACAGCCAGCUUCGCCGCCCUCUCGGGCGGUACCCUGAGUGGUGGUGUCCUUUCCGGAGGCAAGGGGAAGUACAGCAGGCUGGAAGUACAGGCAGAUGUCCAGAAGGAGAUUUUUCCCAAAGACUCGGUUAGCUUGGGGGCUGUCAGUGACAACGCCAGCACUCGAGCCAUGGCUGGCUCCAUCAUCAGCUCCUACAACCCCCAGGACAGGGAGUGCAAUAACAUGGAGAUCCAGGUGGACAUCGAAGCCAAACCAAGUCACUACCAGCUGGCCAGUGGCAGCAGUACAGAGGAUUCGCUGCAUGUCCAUACCCAAAUGGCAGAGAAUGAGGAAGAAGAGGAGGAAGAGGAAGAGGAUGGUGAGCAGGAGCAGACAUGCAGACACCAAAGCUGUGAGCAAAAGGACUGCAUUGCCAGCAAAACCUGGGACAUCACCCUGGCCCAGCCUGAGAGCAUACGGAGCGACCUGGAGAGCUCUGACAGUCAGUCGGACGACGUACCAGACAUUACCUCGGAUGAAUGCGACUCCCCCCACUCUCAGACUGCAGCAGCCUGCCCACAGACCCCCAAAGCUAGAGGUGCCGAGAGCCCAAGUGCCCACCUGAGCCACUGUGCCCAAGCAGAGGGGUGCAGGCUAGAGGAAAUAGUCAAACUGGAGUGCAUCGAAGCCAGAGUAUGAAGUGGCCUCCUGCUGAGAAGCACACUUGCUGUCAUUGCAUCUUUUGGGGCAGGAUUGUGUCCAUGUUGGCUUCUGUUUGCAAUUCUCCAGUUGGCUCCCCAGCCUCUCCUUGGGCAGCUGCUGUUUCGUACAUGACAAAAGAAAAAACAUCCCCCGCCCUCUUUUUGUUUUAAUUUAUUGGUUCAAGCGCUUGAUAGUGCUCUGUGAGGUAUGUAAGAGUGUAAAUAUGUACGUGUGUCUGUAUGUCUGCAAACAUCCUAAAGGACUGUUUGAAUAAAGACUCUGGUUGUCAUUCGA